Molecule: messenger RNA, 2340 nt
Organism: Oncorhynchus keta (chum salmon)
Lineage: Eukaryota; Metazoa; Chordata; Actinopteri; Salmoniformes; Salmonidae
Product: sodium-dependent phosphate transport protein 2B-like
Biological process (GO): sodium-dependent phosphate transport; intracellular phosphate ion homeostasis
Cellular component (GO): brush border; apical plasma membrane; vesicle
Molecular function (GO): sodium:phosphate symporter activity
Source: RefSeq, a predicted model, not a curated record
UCGACCUGACUGCUGUCUACCUGAAGCAGGUUUGUCUCUCUGAGGUAUCGACCUGACUGCUGUCUACCUGAAGCAGGUUUGUCUCUCUGAGGUAUCGACCUGUCAUCACUAGCUGCUGAGACCCACAGACACAGAGUGCCUCUGCUUCAGACUAUGGCUUCUCGACCUGAACUAGAGGACCAGAAAUCCACAGGAUCCACAGAGAAGCACAAAGAUGAUCAACUCAGUGAGAACUCAGAGACAGAAGAGAAGGCUUUUUCCAUGGCGCCGGCCCAUUCCACUGUGGCCCUGGUAGAGACGGGGGAGGGGGAGGACGACCCGUGGAAUUUACCAGAACUACAGGACGGGGCGGCAGCAUGGUCAGAUCUAGACACCAAGGGGAAGGUGUUGAGGGUGGUGACGUCGGGGAAGGGACUUCUGCUGCUGGGGUUCCUGUACAUGUUCAUCUGUUCACUAGACAUCCUCAGCUCUGCCUUUCAACUGGUUGGAGGUAAAGCAGCAGGUGACAUCUUCACAGAGGGCUCGGUGCUGUCGAACCCUCUGGCUGGUCUGGUCAUAGGAGUACUUGUCACUCUGCUGGUUCAGAGCUCCUCUACCUCCUCUUCUAUAGUGGUCAGCAUGGUCUCCUCUGGACUGUUACAGGUCCAGAUGGCUGUUCCUGUCAUCAUGGGAACCAACAUCGGAACUUCCGUCACCAACACGCUUGUUGCCAUGACGCAGGCUGGUGACCGCAACAAGUUCCGCAGGGCCUUUGCUGGAGCUACGGUUCAUGACUUCUUCAACUGGCUGUCUGUGCUGGUCUUCCUGCCUUUGGAGGUGGCGUCGGGUUACAUGUACGAGCUGACCAAGCUGAUGGUUGACUCCUUCAACAUCCAGGGUGGAGAGAAGACUCCAGAACUCCUCCAUGUCAUCACCGACCCUCUAACAAAGGCAAUCAUCGAGUUGGACAAGUCAGUCAUCAGUGGUAUUGCCACAGGAGACCCGGCUGCCAGGAAUAAGAGUCUCGUCUUAAAAUGGUGCAAAACAUUCACCAAUGUGACCCUGAGGAAUGAGACGGUCCCCGGGCCAGAGAACUGCACCUCCCCAGCCCUCUGUUGGUGUUCCCAGGACCUCUGCUACACUCUACAUAACAUCUCAGAGACCUACAACAUACAGACAUGUAAUCAUAUCUUUGUGAACGUGGACCUGUCUGACCUGGCGAUAGGCCUGAUCCUGCUGGCUCUGUCUCUCCUGGUGCUGUGUUCCUGUCUCAUCCUCAUCGUCAAGCUGCUCAACUCCAUGCUGAAGGGACAGGUGGCGGUGGUCAUCAAGAAGGUGCUCAACACAGAUUUCCCUUUCCCUUUUGGCUGGGUGACUGGUUACAUCGCCAUCCUGGUCGGAGCUGGAAUGACCUUCAUCGUCCAGAGUAGUUCUGUCUUCACCUCCGCUAUCACUCCACUCGUUGGUAUUGGUGUGAUCAGCAUCGAGAGGGCGUACCCUCUGUCGCUAGGGGCCAACAUCGGCACGACGACCACGGCUAUACUGGCAGCCAUGGCAGCACCUGGAGACACACUGGCCAACGCUCUGCAGAUCGCUCUGAUUCACUUCGUGUUCAACGUGUCUGGUAUCAUCUUGUGGUAUCCAAUCCCCUUCACCCGUAUCCCCAUCCGAUUGGCUAAGGCCCUGGGUGACAUCACGGCAGAGUAUCGCUGGUUCGCCGGCGUCUACAUCAUUUCCUGCUUCUUUCUCCUGCCCCUCUUCGUCUUCGGCCUAUCGAUGGCCGGCUGGAAGGUGCUGGUUGGUGUGGGCGUUCCCAUAGUGGCCCUGUUGAUCAUCAUCAUUAUAGUGAACGUGCUUCAGGCACGGCUACCCAGCUGUCUCCCCGCGGUACUGCACUCCUGGGACUUCCUGCCUCUCUGGGCCCACUCCUUAGAACCCUGGGACCGCGUGGUCGCCGUGGUAGCCGCCAAAUGCUGCUGCUGCUGCAAGUGUUGCCAGACCGGACCGGAGGAGGAGGAGGAGGAGGAGGAGGAGAAAGGAGGAGGAGGAGGAGGGCAUUUCCUGGAGAUGUACGACCACCCUGCCAUGAUGAACGGUGUUGACUGGGGGGAAAAGAGGGAGGACAAAGAGGAUGUCUUGAAAGCAACGCAGCUUUGAUGCGCCGUGACACUUCGUAUAGGCAUUAUAACCUGUCUAUAAUGUGAUUAUGGUCUUAUGACUCUUCUAUAACAUGGUUAUAAAGGUGCUAUGUAGGGUUACAAAAUUACAAUAACUAUUCCAAAAUUCCCUGUUUUGUUUUCCGAGAAAUCCUGGUUAGAGGAUUCCCAGAUUUCCUGGUUAUUUCCUCGUAAUUCCAGGAAU